AUGCUGCCUCAAAGUUCACCACGACAUCAGCCUUGUCACUACCCUGCCUACAACUUUGCCCCUCCUCCGGCCAGUGCCGCAUCCCCGAGAUCCUUCACGCACCCCGCUGAACCCUGGCUGCAUCUGCCGACGAACGGCGGCCAACCCCCGAACCCCGUGCCCACCAUGGUCGUCCCCAUUGAAGCCGCUUCGGCCGCAAUGGCGAACUACUAUGCGCCGCUGCUGAAUCGUAGAUCUAGACGCCUCAGCUACUCGCUCCAGCCACGUGCGUUCCGUCACUUGACGUCGCACAAGCGAGGUGAGGCAAAGAAAAGCAGGUCGCGCCACGGUCGCGACAGACGCUGA
This is a messenger RNA of Purpureocillium lilacinum, 345 nucleotides long. Lineage: Eukaryota; Fungi; Ascomycota; Sordariomycetes; Hypocreales; Ophiocordycipitaceae. The record is from RefSeq and is a predicted model, not a curated record.